Molecule: messenger RNA, 828 nt
Organism: Dentiscutata erythropus
Lineage: Eukaryota; Fungi; Glomeromycota; Glomeromycetes; Diversisporales; Gigasporaceae
Source: the annotation of a GenBank genome assembly
AUGACACUCGACGAGAAGAAACGUAAAAAAAAUAAAGAGGAAGUUCCAGUAAAUAAAAAAACAAAGAUAGAAGACGACGAACUAAAAGACGAGAAAAGUGGAAGUAACAACAAUGCAUAUGCGAAAACCAAUGUCUUCCUUGUUCCACAGACUCCGAGACUUCCAAAAACUCUCGAGGAAAAAGAGUCGACGCGGAGAUUGUUCGUUGUGUUAGACAAAGCGUGUUUAGAAACUUAUAAGGUUGCUAACACUAGGCCACCGAAAUAUCAAUUGAUGAAUUAUGAUGAUCACCAAAGUGAACUGCGAAAAUUGGGCAUUAAUAGAGUUUACCGACCAGAUAUCACACAUCAGUGUUUGAUGGCUUUAUUGGACAGCCCUCUAAACAAAGCUGGGUUAAUGCAAAUUUAUAUCCAUACAGAAAAUAACGUUUUAAUUGAAGUUAGCCCACAUAUUCGAAUUCCUAGAACAUUUAAGCGGUUUGCUGGUUUAAUGGUACAACUUCUUCAUAAACUAAGUAUUCAUUCAGCAGAUGGGAAAGAGAAGCUCUUACGCGUAAUUAAAAAUCCCGUAACACAAUAUCUUCCAACAAGAUGUGUGAAAUUAGCACUUUCAUAUGAUGCAACACCUGCCCGUCUUUCACAAUAUUUACCUACUCUGCCCUCUGAUCAUUCAAUUUGCAUUGCCAUUGGGGCUAUGGCUCACGGAGCAGACAAUUUUGCAGACAGUUGGGUAGAUGAAAAAAUUGGAAUUUCACAAUAUCCACUUUCUGCUGCUGUUGCAUGUUCAAGGUUUUGUUGCGAACUAGAAAACCUUUGGGGCAUUUGGUAG